AUUCCUGCAGGUCAAGCAUGCCUCCACACGCCUGCUCUCAGGUGUUCAGCUUUGAACUUUGAUUUAUCUUGUGUUUUUAGUGUUGUUUUACUCUGAAAUCGUGUUUAAUCCGGGUCAGGGCGUUGUGUGAGGCUGGGAACAGUGCAGGGUUGGUGUGAGAGGGGGAAUGAAGCUGUAAACGGGAGCGAGUUGCUGCUGCUGCUGCGGUUUAAUGAGGAGGAGGUGAGGGCGUGUUAACCGGGCAGGUAUCCGGACUCAGGCUGGGUUCAGUCCGUUACUGAGAGGAAAAUCUGCACACCGGGACACGGGGAGGAUCCCGGGCUUUCUGACGCCUGAUUUUCCUCUUUUACACAGAAGGUGAAACCUACUUGGCUGACAGCAGACCGGAGGAGCAGCUGGGUGAGCUGGGAGAGGAGGACGACAUGCGGCAGAAUGAGAAGUACCAGUCCGUUCCUGAAGAGGAUCAGGGCCUGGACCUCGACGAUUCUAAACUAGCUGGAGAUAUUGGAUACGACGAUGGUGACUCCAUACUUCUGAACCAAACAUCCAGCAAAGGUCCUCUGCAUUCCAAGCUGGGGCCGUACUUUCACGAUGGUCAGCGACGGGUCGACUAUGUCCUCACCUACCAUGUGGAGAAAGACCCCCGCAGCCGCCACAGCUCUUCCAAAACCUUCGUCCGGAGCCUGAGGGAGAGCCUGAGCCGCAGCUUCAGACGCAGCCGGACCGACUCCUGCCCUCCUGAAGACCCUGAGAUAGCGGCUCAGGAGCAGAGGCUGGACUACCAUGAGGACGACCUGCGCUUCCGCAGAGAUGAGUUUGAGCACAAGCUCAUGGACAUGGGCCUGGAGGUGGAGAAGGAGGAAGGGAAUAAAAUCCCGGGAGUGGGCUUUCUGAAGAUUCAUGCACCCUGGAAUGUCCUCUGUCGAGAAGCAGAGUUUAUGAAGCUCAAGAUGCCCACCAAAAAAAAAUAUGAUGUCAGUACUGGAAGUAACGUGGUCGAGAAAAUCAACUUGUUCAUCCACAAAGUUACUGCACCUCUGUAUCCUAAAGUGGAGGAGAAUCGCGUCCAGACUGAGAAACACCUCUCCUAUCCAUUCUCCAGAGAAAAGCAGCACCUAUUUGACCUGUCAGACAGAGAUUCCUUCUUCAACAGCAAAAUCCGCUCUUCAAUCGUGUACGAGAUUAUAAAAAGAACAAAGUGCACGAAGAGCAAGUACACUAUGGGCAUCAGCAGCCUACUUGCCAAUGGAGUCUACACAUCAGCCUACCCGCUGCAUGAUGGGGAUGUUGAGGGCGUUAACGUGGAGCCGAAUGACCGAAAGCUCUUGUACGAGGAGUGGGCGAGUUACAGCAUCUUCUACAAGUACCAGCCCAUUGGACUGAUCAGGAAGUACUUUGGAGAGAAAGUAGGUCUGUACUUCGCCUGGCUGGGUGUGUACACUCAGAUGCUGAUCCCAGCAGCGAUCGUGGGCGUCAUCGUGUUCUUGUAUGGCUGUGCCACCGUGGACGACAACAUCCCCAGUAUGGAGAUCUGUGAUGAGAGGAAUAACAUCACCAUGUGCCCGCUGUGCGACCGCGCCUGCAGCUACUGGAAACUGACCGAAGCCUGUGGCACUGCCAGGGCUAGCCACCUGUUCGACAACACUGCCACCGUCUUCUUCUCCAUAUUCAUGGCGCUCUGGGCCACUAUGUUCAUGGAGCACUGGAAGAGGAGGCAGAUGAGGCUCAAUUACAUCUGGGACCUGACCGGCUUUGAAGACGAGGAGGAGGAACUUAAGAACCACCCACGAGCAGAGUACGAGUUCCAUGUCAUGCAGAAGAACCUGAAGAAAGAAGCAGCAUCAAAGCCCAGGAAGAAGAAGCUGACAUGCACAGACAGGAUGCCAGCUUACAUGACCAUCCUCAUCAUGAUGGUCUUUUUGAUCUUUGUGACUUUCUCCAUCGUGUUUGGAGUGGUUUUGUACAGGAUCUCUAUUAAGACCGCCCUGCACAUGAGCUCCACCUCCACCUUCCGCUCCAACGUCCGGGCCACGGUCAAAACCACCGCUGCUGUCAUCAACCUCAUCAUUAUCAUUAUCAUGGAUGAGAUCUAUGGAGUCGUGGCACGAUGGCUUACUGUUAUGGAGGUCCCGAAAACUGACAAAAGUUUUGAGGAGAGGCUGAUUUUCAAGGCGUUCAUCCUGAAGUUUGCAAAUGCCUUCACUCCGAUUGUGUACCUGGCGUUCUUCAGGGGCAGGCUCAUUGGUCGGCCAGGCAACUAUUUCUAUGUCAUAGGGUCCUACCGGAUGGAGGAGUGCGCUCACGCCGGCUGUCUGAUGGAACUCUGCAUUCAGCUGUGCAUCACCAUGCUGGGCAAGCAGCUCAUCCAGAACAACUUGUUUGAGAUUGGAAUUCCUAAACUAAAGAAACUGAUUCGGCGUCGUAAGUCAAAGAGGGACUCCAAACAGGAAGAGGAGUUUUACAGAACACUUGCUAGCCAUGAGAAGGACCACUUCCUCAACCCCUACGUUGGCCUGAAUCCAGAGUAUAUGGAGAUGAUCAUCCAGUUUGGGAUGGUGACACUGUUUGUGGCCUCCUUCCCUCUGGCUCCUCUGUUUGCACUUUUGAACAACGUCAUCGAGAUCCGCCUUGACGCCAAGAAGUUUGUCACUGAGUUCAGGCGGCCUAUCGGUGCUAGAGCAAAAGAUAUCGGCAUCUGGUACAAUCUUCUGAGAGGCCUGAGUAAAGUGGCCGUGAUAGUGAAUGCAUUCGUGAUCUCCUUCACGUCGGAUUUUAUCCCACGCUUGGUGUACCAGUACGUGUACAGCCCUGACGGGACCCUGCAUGGCUUCAUCAACCACACCCUCUCCUACUUCAACGUCACUGACUUCCAACCCAACACGGACCCUCUGGACCCGCUGCAUCUGGGCUACAGAGUGGACAUCUGCAGGUUCAAGGACUACAGAGACCCUCCCUGGUCAGACACCCCAUAUGAACUGUCUAGAGAAUUCUGGAACAUUCUGGCUGCCCGGCUGGCCUUUGUCAUCGUGUUUCAGAACGUGGUGAUGUUGAUGAGCGAUUUCGUGGACUGGCUGAUCCCAGACAUCCCCAAAGACAUCAGUGUGCAGAUCCACAAGGAGAAGAACCUGAUAGUGGAGCUCUUCAUGAAAGAGGAGCAGGGCAGGAGGCUUUUACACAAGAGACAGAGCAACCAGAGCCCCCAGCAGCCCCGCUCCCGCCCCCCCUCGCAGAUCCAGACCAACAACCGCUAGUCCCAGUGCCACUUCCAUCCACACCAGAGCGUGCCAUCACUGAGCCUCAGCCAAACCUUCUACCAGUGUCUCCCUGCCGCCGCGGGCUGGCGGGCCGGCUGCCGGAGAUUAUUCUAGAGAUUAUGGUUACGGGGGGAUGUUACAGGACUGCCAUCUUUCUUGCACAGCACAGCUUGUUGCUUGAUGUUUAUUUUUUUCUGUCUGUUACUUUAAACUGAACGUGAACUAAAUGCAGGGAAGUUGUUUUAUGGAUAUGCAAAUUGUGACGUUCUGAUGGUUCGGAAAGCUGACAGGAAAGUCUUAUUUACUUUGUUUGUGUACGAAGCAGAAAAACGUAUCUUAAUGUAGUUUGUGUUGAUAUGAACUCUUUGUAGAGAAAAAGCUUCCUUUUUCUUUGAUCGACAGAGCUUUUAUAUGGAUUUUAUUUAAACCAUAAAUAGAAAAAUAUCAGAUGUUUUAAUAUAAUCUAAGAAAAAUAAAAAUGGUCCAAACUGUCUUAAUAAUGAAUAUUCAAAACUUUGUUCGCAAAUGUUUGUCGUUAUUUCAUAAUAAAUAUUUUAGAAAGUGUCACUUCAGUCUGUGAGAUAUCGUGCUUGGUUUUGGGAAUGACAUUUCAGGACACUUCAGGCCACAGUGUUGGUGGAUGACUGGUAUUUAUAUUUGUGAUAUUUUGUGUUUGCUGGUAAAAACUACAGAAUUAUUCCAGAAUGUUGGCUGCUCGUUUAAUUUGGGAAUUAGGUUAAAGGGUAAUCCAUAUUGUCAAAUGUUCUGCAUAGUCAAAUUAUUAGAGUGGUUUGAUGUGAUAUUCUUGAUUCCACAGAACCAGGACAGAAUUGUUAAUAUAUGUUGCAAAAUCAACAUAAAAGACAAACAUAUUAUAACAACACUGCUAUUAUUUUACAUUAGAACAGGAGCUUCAAAUCCAUUGUGAUGCUUCACUGACUGUAAUUGGAAGAAAAGCAUUAGUAUCACUGCUAUGUCAGCCUGAGUCAUAAUUGUGUAAAAUCCUGUAUUAAUUAUAUUUGCAUUGUUAUUUCGUGACUGUUCUGUGUCUCUUAGCUUGGCCAGAAAAGUGUAUCCUUUAGGGGUGUGGUUCGAAGCACAAAUAACAUUUUCUUCCAUAGUGUUGCUCUAAAUAGAAUGAAUAUGUAAGCCUCCCAGUUGCAUACUACUCACUAAUACGAUAAGAUAUAUAUUAUAUAAUAAUCUUAAUAGUGCAGGUUUGGCAGGUUAAUACACAAAAUAAUUAUGUAAUAUAAACUAACCUCUUUUGUACCAACAGGAUAAAGCUGCGGCAACACUUACAUUAUUAUCCAUCGCAUUGUGUUCAUCAUAACUACUCUCCAAAACUGACCAUUCUGUGUAUGUAUGAUGGAUAUUUGAUUAUAUUCAGUUUUUACACUUCAUGUACAUUACAUCUUACAUACUCACAAAGUAGUUAGUAUUAGUAAUUAGUACGUAAUUGUGAUGCACCCUCUAAAUAUGCUGUCUGAUGCCGCUGCUAUAUAGUAUAUCUGUUAGGAGGUUUUAAUUAUUGUUUUAUUGAAUUAUAAUCGUUUUAAAAAUUAGAGGACGCCGGUUAAAUUUUUAGAGUAAAUAAAUUGUUUUAUUUAUGUUGUUGAUAUCAUGAGAUUACCACCAAUGUGAUUAUGUAGUCUAAGAUUAAUUAAAAAUAUUUUGGUCAAUUGUUACAAUUCCUCUUUAAGGAAAAAAAACUUAAUUAACUUUAUUUUAAAAGUGAGAUUUUUUAUUGGACAGCUAAAUACAUUUCAGUUGCAGCAAAUCUAGACGGGACUGAACACUGAUUUUAUUGUGAGCAUGAAUGUAAAAAUAUGUCAGAUAUGAUACAAUAUGAUAUAUGUAAAUGUGUCUGAUGUGAAAUUACAGUGAAUAUGUUGAGGUUUGUUUCGUAGGACACAGCUUGAGGCCUUAAAAUACUGUUGAAUGAACUAAAUGAACUAAACUGUCUGUUGUGGCUUUAGCUUCUCUUUUUAGCUUUUCUGCUGAAUGUAAUCUGGAUGGGGACAACCUCCAGUUAGAGGGGUUUAAAUGAAGCCUCGCCUUCCAGUCUUGCUUGUUAGAUGAUCUAUUUGUGAAGUGUGUAAUGUUUUAGCUGUGGGAUUGGAAGGGUGCACUGCAUGUGUGUUACUGUAUUCCAUCAUUUUCUAGAUUUUCUAGAUAUAUCUGGAUGGAAAGAUGAUGUUGGUGAGGCUUUUAUUUUUAAGUGUUGGAAUUGUUGGAAUGUAAUUCUGCACUUAAAUCUGAUGCUUAAAUCAGUUCAUUUUUUCAUUUUAUCCCAUUUAAUAAAUGUUCUCUUCACACUGAGGUUAGCGCUGUACGAAUAAGGGAUUAAACCUAGUCUUGGACUAUGAAGCAUUUUGAAUGGAGAUUUAGGUAGUACUUGACAAAAAGGGUCACAAAUAACAUUAUAUUUAAGUAAAGUCUCAACUAAUUAUUGAUAGUAGUUAAGACAUUAUUGAAACAUUAAUACAUUUUAAUUCUUAAAAAUGUUGUAAAUACAAGACAAAAGUAAGUAAUGAAUAAUAAUGUCUUAUCUGGUAUCAGUUAAUAAUUAGUUGAGACAUUCUGCUGUAGGUACUGAUAUUCAAUGUAGCCUCAUUGUAAAGUGUAAAGAGAUUUCUCUUUGAAAGUAAAAUACAAUCUACAGCUAGGCUUAAUCUCUGUGCAAUAAAUCAAUACAACAUGUUAUUUUAAAUUGAUCAUUUCUGUUCAAAAUAUUGUGUAGUCUAAGACUAGGCUUAAUUCCUGUCUGGGAACCUGUCCCUAAAAAUAUUACUCCUCCUUCUCCGAGCCAAAGAGGUUGUUUUAGCUCAGUUCAGUGGAUAAAAUAAAAUCUAAGUGUAAAUACUAUAUAAAGACUGUUACUCUGUUCAUGUGAUGUAAUGUAGAUCUACAGCCAGAAGAAACGACUCUUCCAUUUAACUUUACUAGAUUUUCUAAUACAACUUCCAUACAUACAGACAUUCCAGCUGCGUCCAAAACCCGUAGACUUUAGGUAAUUAGUUAUUACACUAAUAAUGAAUGUACUACUAGCGUUGGUGUACUAUUUAGUAUUAUAUCAUGCUGUUUUGGACGCAGCCUCUGCAUGGCAUUUGCCAUUCUGCCCAAAUAAACGUCACCAACUUGGAAUAGGUCAGUUUUCUAUGAUACUGUCUCUGGUUUUGCUUGAUUAUCUCAUCUAUUAUUACCGUUCACUGUGGUAAACUUCUAUUCCUGUAUUUCCAGAGAGAAAAUAAAACAUAGAACCUGAAAUGCCUGAAA
Molecule: messenger RNA, 6533 nt
Organism: Astyanax mexicanus (Mexican tetra)
Lineage: Eukaryota; Metazoa; Chordata; Actinopteri; Characiformes; Acestrorhamphidae
Gene: ano1a
Product: anoctamin 1, calcium activated chloride channel a
Exons: 26
Coding region: 423-3251 (942 amino acids)
Biological process (GO): chloride transmembrane transport
Cellular component (GO): plasma membrane
Molecular function (GO): chloride channel activity; protein dimerization activity
Source: RefSeq, a predicted model, not a curated record